This is a messenger RNA of Actinia tenebrosa (Australian red waratah sea anemone), 2775 nucleotides long. Its product is annotated as protein phosphatase 1 regulatory subunit 21. NCBI's taxonomy places the organism in Eukaryota, Metazoa, Cnidaria, Anthozoa, Actiniaria, Actiniidae. The record is from RefSeq and is a predicted model, not a curated record. Gene Ontology annotation, cellular component: membrane; early endosome.
UCAAUCCAAGAUGGCGGCCAAAUGAUUGGAAACAGUUUUAUUGACAGUUUUGUGUCUUUUUAAUGAGUUCUUGCUGAAAAAAUGAGUGCUGAAGGUCAAAACCUUCAAGCCAAGUACCAAAAGCUCGCUGCUGAGUACGCUAAGCUUAGAGCUCAAAACACUGUUCUUAAGAAGGCAGUCAUUGAAGAACAAGAAAAAACAAARACCUUACAGGAAACAGCCAAGCAAAAAGACCAAUCCAUCAGAAAAUACGAACAAGAGAUUGACAGCUUACAGUUUAGAAAUGAUCAGUUGUCUAAGAGAGUUGGAAUACUCCAAGAUGAACUGGAUGAAUCGGGAAGCAAGAACUGGAAAUCUUGGGCCAAUCCAGCUCCAUCACAUUCAUCUGUUGACAGUGAUGUAAAAGAGGAAGAAUUAAAAAUUAAGAUACAGGAAAAUGAAAGGCUGCAAAGACAGUUGUUUGAUGCAUUACAAGAACAUAAGGCCACUGUGUCCAGUUUGCAAGAGAGACUUAACAUAGCAGAAAGAAGUUCAUCCAACCACCAAAAAGCAAUAGAUGAAGCAUCAGACACCCAUAGGAUGGUGGUAGAGAAACUCCAGGAAGACAGGGCCUUGAUGGAGGCAAAACUUCGCAAAACUGAAGAAGAACUCAGAACUUUAACUUUAAAAGCAGAAAAAAGCCAACAGAGGCUUAAACUCCUCAAUAAUGAAAUAUCUAGUAAAUGUGAAAAUGUGUCCAAGAUAGUUGCAGAGAAAAUCCCCUUCAAUGACACAAGUAACAAAGAACUCAACAGUUUAAAUGUCCCAACACAUGACAGGAAACAUCAAGUUAAGUCCAAGGAAUUAAUAGGUUUAGCUGCGGAUUUGAUCAAGGAAUUCACAUCUGCAUUGUCUAAUCUACACACAUACACUGAACAGAGAAUCAAGACAUUUUAUGUAGAAUCCACACAAGAGCAGCUAAGUGCUCAAACCCAAAAGUUUUGCAGCUACUUACAUGAAAAUGCUACAGUGCUUCGUGCGGUGGAACAUUCAUUCUCCUCAUUUUACAAGGAAUUAAAAACAGAUUCCCUCAUCACGCUGGAGACUGUGAGUGGAUUAAAGGGAUUUUCUGAUGCGUUUCAUUGUUACGUGAUGUAUUUAGCAAAACUAAUGCUUUAUUACUUUCUGAGUACUGAAGAAGAAUGCAAGAGUUCAACUUGUUCUCAAACACUAGAGGGGUAUAAUAGACAAGUAGUCUCAGCAACAGCUGGUAUGGUGAGGAUAUUCACCAAAGUGGACAGCUAUGUACAGGCAUUAGCCUCGAACAAGGAGCAUUGGAUGCUGGAAUGUCAACUUCUACAGGUCAAACAUGAGAAAGAAUCCAAAAAAGUUGCUUCACUUGAGAAGGAGCUUGAGAAAUUGAAGUCAAGUGCAUCAGCUGAUCAGGCUAAUAACCCGACAUCGAUGUCUGUGCCACCCUCUCCUACAAGAAAAGAGGCACCCAUCGAACCAACUGAUCUUGGCAAAGUAUUUUCAGAAGCUACUGACGAGUCUUCAGAUGGAAUGACACGUGAACUUCUCAUCAAGAAUCAUUUUACCAGCCGUAUCAGUGAUCUUACGUCUCAGCUCCAGGUAAUGGACAGCAAGGGAGUAUCAUUUGCCGCUGAGUGCCGCUCACUGUACAAGCGAAUACGACAAUCGGAGAAAGACAGAGAUGGGCUUUCUCAAAAGCUACUGACAGCCAAUGCUAGGGUUAAACAAAUUGAGGAUGAACUUGACGUUACAAAGAGAAAUUAUGAAACACAGUUAUCAAUGAUGAGUGAACACUUGUGUGGAAUGAACGAAAAGUUGACCACACAACAAGACGAGAUAGAAUUAUUGAAAUCUGGGGGGAAAAGCAAAAAGAGCAAAAAAUAAUUUACGGAUAGAAAAUGCAUUCAUAACAUAAACAGAAGAUAGAAUAUCUAGAUCCUUUGAAGUCGGGAACCGAAUAAGAAGGGCAGAGAUAAUAUUGAUAUUACGAAUCCAAUACAACUAGAAAAGGUUUUGUAAUUCAAGGGAAUGUGAAAUGGGUGCAUGAGAAAACAGCUUUCUUGUGCAAAAUUAGAGAGAAAAUCUCAAACAAAUUCAGUUAGGUUAUAGCUAAAAAAAAUAAGAUCAUAGUUUUGAAAGUUUCUUACGCAACAAUCUGUUUCUCUGACUUUCUGAGUACGAUUAUAGACCAAGAUGCAUUCUGGUCCAGCUUGGGUACACGUAUUUGUUCUUCUUUUAUCUCGUACUAAAGCUAGACCAUAAAGCAGCUUGUCAAAAGACUAUGGAGUACAAAAGUGUGCGGCAUCAAAUUCCAAAUUUUGCAAUUCAGUUUUGAAAUGUGCGUAUUUGAAGAGAACAUACCACUGCCUACAUUCAAUAUCCGCCUAAUUUAACCAGCGAGCUGUAGAUAAAGACGCCCUGCAGCACGUCUGAAUGCAGCUCAAUUUGGAGGUCAAAACAAUAGGUUUUCAGUUCUCGUCAGAUUGAAAUUCUUUUGUUUUAUGCUCAAAAUUGAGGUGCUUUGACGUCACGUGCAAGGGGUUUAUUAACGAUUUAUUCUCAAUCACUUCAAUCAAGUUAGACACAGCACCAAAUAAGAGAAAAUGUGUGGGGAUAUUUUUGCAUUAAAUUACCUAUAUCUCAUUGCAGCUGUUUCUCGCUCUAUUUAGUCUGAAAUGUUAAACUAUAUCAUAUUUUUUGCAUACAGUUUCUGAUAAUGUCACUAAAAUGUAAAAAUACUUAAUAAAUAAUUUUGUAACGCAA